GCGGGGGCGGGCGACUUCCUCCGCCGCUACCUGGCGGCCCGUGGUGCAGAUCGCACGGCCACCUUGGCACUUAUGGCGCCCACGGCGGAGCGCUUCGCCGAGAUCAUCAUCGACCCGCUUGGGCCCGGCUUCGUCGCGACCGGGGGGGAUGAGUUCAAGCUGACCCCGGCAGAGCUGCCCACCGCCAGGGCAGUCCUCACCCACAUGUGGGAAGAGCUGGCUCCGGCUCCGGCGGCCUACAACGACCGCCUCGUGGACGGGCGACCGAGGGCCUUUCCUACCCGCCGCCUGGCUGGGGCGGAGGAGGUGCUCGCCAGGAUCCACUGGGAGCACACCGUCAGCUUUGCAUACUCGCCGUUGGGGUUGGGCGAGAUCCUAUCUCAGAGGACGUGGACCGCCGCCAACGAGCUGAACCCCCUCGCCGCCGGGCGCCGCGAUUCGGCUGCUUCCGCCGCCCUCCACCUCGUGGGCGGCAGCCUGGUGGCCGAAGAGAAGCGCCCGUGGCAGCCCAAGUCCGUCAUCGCCAUUUGCGACGGGCUAGAGGCCGUCAAGUGGGCCUGGAUACUCGUCCAACUGGGCGCCGAAGAGGACACCGUGAGGCUCCGAUAG
Symbiodinium sp. CCMP2592 is the source of this 609-nucleotide messenger RNA. The record is from the annotation of a GenBank genome assembly. Lineage: Eukaryota; Dinophyceae; Suessiales; Symbiodiniaceae.